UCCCCCUCUCUUUUCUUACUACUCUUUCCAACAUCUGUCUCGUUGUCGGCUUUCCAGACAAAUGAUUGGCAUUUUCCGUAGUCAUGCGGUGGGAGGCCCUUUCCUGUCAGCUUUCCGCGCAGCCCCACAACAUUUUCUUUGUUCGAAGUUUUUUCGUGGCCUUUUCUUGGCAAAUUAAGGUACUUGCGGACUGCAUCUAAAGUUGAAUCUGCGAACUGGCUUCUUCAUACAGAGCGGACUUGGAUUUCACCGUCUGCUGAGAAUUUCCAAGGCAUUUGAGUGCCGCGCGGUAGUGGUCUCCAUUGUCUCUCAUAGCAAUCGUACUCGACAUCCGCGUUCUCCAUUCUUACCUGUUUUGUCCAGGAGUUUUACUUGAGCUGUCGCUGCUCCGAUAGUUCCAAUUUUUUGGGGGUCGACUGGCGUGGUUGAGACUGAGCUGUCACUUUCCCUUCAACCCGGUAACUCUUUUGCAACUUGACGCGUUUGCGUAUCACCUCCAGCUCUUCUGCUCUCCAGAGGUUUCCUUGUUCUGGUCCUCCUUUUUCCGUUCCUUGACUUCCCUUUUGGCAUUUUUCUCGUCCCCUUUUCAGCUCUGCUUCCUGUCUGCCAUCUUUUGUCCUCGGCCCUCUCACAUCGCUGACGCGAUGGUCUCCGAGCUGCAGCGCCAGCUGGCGCUGCAUCGGCAGACCCGCGGUGUAGGGUCUUCGUCGACUGCUUCGUGCUCGUCCGCUCGCCGUCAGCAUGCAGCUCCUUCUCUUCUGUUUGAUCCGCGGAAGGCGGCCUCGAUUGAUAUUGAGACCCUGCGCGAUGUCGCCCUCACCUCUCUUCAGUCCCUCAGUCGCCGAGAGCCGCUGGUGGAAGUUUUGGAGCCGUUCUUCGCUCUUUCCGCCAGUAGGCAGGGCAAGAACUCUCCCCAGUCGCGUGACUUCAUGACAGAGGACCAGUCACGGGUCCUCGAUCGGCGUGUGUCUAUCUGCUGCGACCUUCUGGGUCCGUUCUUCCUGCUGCAGGACGCCCAGUAUCUUCUCGAGUAUCUUCUGCGUCAAUAUGCAAUUCACCAGCACAACCAAGACGCGCUUCUCGCUCUCGCCCUGCCAUACCACAACUCUCCGGUCUUUGUCCGCCUCGUCCGACUCAUGACGCUUCCGCCGAACUCGCCGUGGAUCUUUUUGGAACGCAUGCGGGCCUCAGGCGCGCCUCUGCAGCGCAGAGACCUCGUCAAGGUCGUUCUCUCGUCCCCCUUCCUUCUCCAGUUCCUUGUCGACACUGUCGCUCGGGUCUCGGCUCCUCUGUCGGCGGCGCGGCUGAAGGAGGCAAGUCUCUCGCCCCUGCCGUCCCAUCUCCAGGACGGGAGAGCGGGGAACGACGAGAUUCUCCUCAUGCCGACUUCUCGUCUGCCUGCGCAAAACACACCUCUCCUGUCUUUCUUUACUCUGCUUGUCUCCGAAUCGAUCGUCGCCGCGCCUUCUCUCGCUGCGGUGCGGACGCUCACACCCUGUCUGCUGCCCUUCCUCUUGUCGACGCUGCACCCGACUUCAGCUGUACGUACGCCUGAGCUUCAUGCGGCGGGCCUGGCAAUUCUGGCACAAAUUGCAAUGCGCGCACCGCUGGAUCCCGCCAUUUUGGUGGCGGCAAUGCAGCAGUUGAGUCAAACGCUUGUGCUUUCCGCGGCAGACGACGGUCUGCCGCAGCUUCCCGCUUCGAAGGAAAACGAAAUCUUCUCUCUUCUGGUUCUGAUUGCGGACAAACAAAGUCUCGCUCUGCAAGGCACUCUGCCGUGUGCAGUCACUCGGCGCCUGACCAAGUGGACGCGCCUGGCGGCGGCAACGGAGGAGCUUCUGUCGGAUCGCCAGCUGGAUUGCGCCCCGUUUCUGCGGGCGUUCUUCAAGUCGCUUCUUUCCUUCUUUUUGUCUUCGUCUCCUGGCUCUGCGGCGUCGUUUUCUCCCCUGCAACAGCGGCUUCUGGCGUCGGCAGAGGCGCUCUGUGGCGCAUGCGUUGCGGCGCCCGCAAGCCGCUCUCGCCUCGGGCCUGAUUCGCCCUGCUCGCCUUCGCUCGCUCAGAUGGAGGCUUCUCCCUCUCUCAUCGUCAUUGGCCUCACGCUCUUCGACAGCUUCCGGCGCGCAGGGCAACAUGCGCUGCAAGUUGCCAGUGAGCGCGGAGGGGGCAAGAAGAGAGAAGAAGGCGAUAGUGCCGCCGCCUCCGAUCUGCCCUCGCUGAGCUCCUGUGUGGAGGAGGAGCAUCCGCUUUUUUUCGCGGCCCUCAGUCGCCUGCUCCUCCAGAUCGACGCCGCGAACCCGCUGAGUCUGCCUAAAGCUCUCACGUUCUUUUCCCGCGCAACGGAACAGGAGAGACACACAGAGAAGCCUGGAGCAGACAGCGCCAACUCGAGCUGCGAAGAUCUGGUUUUGCUGCUCUCCCGCGUCUUCGACGGCCUGCCGUCGGUCGGGUGUCCCCUGUACAGCGCAGAGAGGUUUGGACAAGAGAGCGAAGAAGAGCGCCUUGCGCGCGGCCGAGACGGGGGUCCGGGAGUGAAAGGCUUGUCUCUCUUCAGCGCGUUGAUGGCCAGUGAAGUGGAGUUGCGGCGGGAAGGCAUCCGCGCUGCCCUGGCUUGCUUUCAGCGCUCGAAACACCCAGCACAACGCGAGAAGUCGGAAGAAAAGGAAACAAGAGGCACCUUUCUUGUUGAACUGCUCCUCGAUCGUCUACAAGACGAAGAACCUUCCCUCGUCGUUGAGGCCGCUCGAGGCACGGUGACGGUCUGCCGCGUCCUCUCGCCUUUCGUCUGUCUCCACCGAGCGACGUCUGUGUUGCUCAUGGACCUCUCUUCCCUUCUGCCGUCACCUCUCGCAGCCUCAGGGCGCCUCUCGGCUCCCGCGUUCUUCUCCGGCGGCGUCUCGGCGAAGGGUGCUGAGACCAGCAGAGCCUCGCAGUGUCUCGUCGCGUCGGUGCUUCUCGUCCCUCGCCUCAGAGUCGUGGUGCCUGCUCUUCUGCACGCUGCUGCCCAGAUGCUGGAGCAAGCAGCGGAAGACUCAUCGCAGGCUGAAGAAGAAACGGACGACGGAGAGAAGUUCGCUGGGGAGGCCUUGACUUCCCACCUUCUCCCUCUCGCGCUGGCUCUCGCGUGGGGGACAAGCAGACCGGACGAGAAGGACGAAGAAGUGAAAAGCGAGGACGAAGAAGAGAACUCCAGUGCGCUCCGCAAAAAUAAGCGGAAAGCGUUCGAGGAACUGCAUGCAGCUUCGCUCGCCGUUCUGAACGCGGUGCACAAGAGACGUGAAGGAGAAGGGAAAGGAGAGAACGUGGAGCAGUUGGAAGUGUCAACCACUCAAGGAAGACUCGCGUCGUCCACGGCGUUCCACGCUCUGGUCCGCCAGGUGCUGCUGCCUUUGUCGUCUCCGCUGGUGACUUCAACGACUUCCCUGCGGCGCAUGCAACCUUCGCUGGUGGUCGACGCGUUUCUCGACCGCGGGACGCGCCUGAAAACUGAGAGGCGCGAGGCGAACGCGAGCGCGACCAGCGCCACGUGUCUGUACACCGCAGCGGCGCUUUUGGAGAUUUCGGGGGCGACUGUUGUCGACGCCUUGUCGCCGUCGUCUGACGUCCCCGUCUGGCUGUUUCAUUUGCUGCACCUCUGCGAGUUUCUGCAAGGACUCCUAGCGACGUCUGCCGCCGAGAAGACGGACUCGGACUUUCAUUCUGAGAAGCAGGGCGCGAAGAAGACGCGCCCCUCUGCAGCUCCUUCGGCUGUCUCUUCUCUCUCGGAUCCCCACUCGCCUGCUCUCUCCUUCCCCCGAGAAGCUCGCAGUGCUGUGAAGGCCGUGGCAGCUGGCGUCGCCUCUUUUCUUUUGUCUCGCGUUCCAAAGGGUGGAGCUGGAGCGACUGCCGAGAAGACCAAGAAACAACGAAGCCACAGGGCUUCAGGAUCGCGCGAGGAAGCUCGAGGACAAGGUACGCAUGCAGAGGAUGGUGACGGUGUGUCUGCACUUCCUGCCGCGCUCUGCUCCUUCUUUGGAUCUGCGGAAGAAGAAAACGUCGGCGCAGUCGAGGAGCCGAUCGAGGGAAGCGAGAAGAGCGAGAGGCGUUUGAGGCGACGUCUCCUCCUCCUGGCCCUCAGUGACCUCGCGCUCUUUGCGCCUGUUGUCCAGAGCUUUUUAUCGGCGUUUCAGGGCCACAGUUUGCUUUUCUUGGCUCUGCUCUCGCAGUUCUUGUCUAGCGUUUCGUUCUCGCAAAGUCGAUGGUCCGGCGUUGUUCCAGAGGGGAGCGACGAGGCGCCUGCACAGCCCCGGAAGCGGCGAGAGGACGAGGAGACAUCUGGCGCGGAGGCGGCGUGCAGUGUCUUUCCAGCUUCUUCGUGUGUCUCGUCUCGCCUGUGGAGCCCGACCGAGGCUUGUGAGCUUCUCGCGUCUUCGCCGCUUCGGCAGCAAAUCGAAGUGAAUUUGGUGGAUUUGUCUCGCGCUCUGCUGGCGCAGGCGGGGCGGGGCACGGAGAAACGCAUGCAGAAAUCCGAGUCGAAGGCGAGCGCGAAAAAGCGGGAGGAAUGCGCAGACAUGCGAGACAGCGAGGAGCGAGAGAAGGGCGCCGAGCGGCGUUCAGACGCGACAUGUGUGGGCCUCCUCGUUGUCCCUCUGUGGCUGUCGGUGCACGGUCGAGCUGAAGUCCGCGAAGUUCGCGAGGCAGUUCACCUGCUUCUCAACGAGCUGUUGUCUCUGUUGAAAAAGAGUCAGAAGGCGAGGGAGAAGACCUCGCAGAAAGCCAAGGCCGAGACGGGGGCUUCAGGCGUGUCUCCGAGUCUCCUGAAGCUCUGGUGGCGGCGCUUGGCCCACCUCGGGCUCCUCAGACGCAUGCAAGAAAACGAGGAGGGCGCCGGCGGCAGGCCGGAAAACCUGAAGAUGCACUUCUUUCUCCAGGCCGUUCUGCAGGACGCCGAGAGCAGCUGUCGAGAAUUUCUUUCUCUCUUCCUCUCGGGACUCUCCUCGGCAUCCUCGGCUCUCCGACCGUCCCUCCCGUCGUCCCAGGCGAGUCAUUUGAGGGCCGAAGGCCCGCCAAGCGCAGUCGCGAGUGUCGAACACUUGGUAUUCCGCUCUGCUGUCACGACUGCGUCCGACGGUGUCUCCGCGCUUCUCUGCUUCGCUCUCGCAUGUCUCCUUCCUGCCGGGAAGACGCAGCAGGCCUUCGGGGGCCUCCUGCGCCGCGGGCCGCCCAACCGCCUUCUCCCGGCGCUUUUGCCGGCCCUCGAGAAAGAAAUCGAGGCAUUUGUCGCGGCGUUCGGCUCCAGCGAGUGCCCCCUCGAACGCGAGAAGUCGAGGUCGCCGUCCUUUCAGUCUGCGCAGUCUUCGCCGCCUGCGUCGCCCUCCUCCUUUGCUUUCGCCUCACCUGCGCCCGCCUCACCACGGGAUGCGGUCUGGGCGCCGUCCACCGUUUCUCCGAAGCCUGCUUCUCUGUCACCGGUUAUCCAGCUCGGUUGGCAUUUGCUCGGCACUUUGAACGCUUCUUCUCUCAGUUCCGCUGCCGUCCUGGGACCUGCCGCUGUCAAGGCGCAGCCACUGCAAGGAUCUCUACCUACCUCACGGCUUUCCCCCGACGAGAGCAAGCGUCUCGUGUCCAGCUUUCUUCUGCCUUUCCUGCGAGCUCUCUCUUCGCCUGCACCGGCCGCUAGCCUGCGUUCCUUCUACCUGCGGCCUGGGGAGGCGCCCUUCUCCGGAGAGUCUUCUGGCUCCUCGUCCCGGUCUCUGCCGCUGGACUUCGAAGUCGCCCAGGCCGCCGAGGCUGUGAUUGACGGUGUUUUCUCCUCGGGGCUUCUUCCGGACCUUCCCGACGAUCUCUGCGUCAGCCUCGUCCUCGCGGUUUUGCGUCUCGCCUCGACGACGCCGCAACUCGCGGCGCGACUGCGGCUUCAAGACGAGGCCCUCGAAAUCCCCGUCGAGGGGCGUGUCUCCGCGGUCACCAGUAGGGCUCCACAGAAGGCGGGUCCGCGGUCGGAGGCGAUGGUAUCCGUCGCCACACUCGUGCGACUCAUCCAGGCUAUAGGAGCGGAGGACGGCGAGGGAGGCGCGCCGCCCGUGGAAAGUGCAAGCAUGCGCGUUGGCGCAAGAGACGCUCUCCUCGCAGAUUUUGUUGAGACUCAGCUUCAAGCACGAUCGUCGCUCGAGGGCUCCACGGCUCCGCAUCACGGCCAAAGAGGCGCGAAGGCCGUGGAGAGGAAGCAGGCAGCCAGCGACACCCGCAAAGAGGUGGAACGCCUCGCCAGCUGCGCCCUGGAGAAAGUGGAGGCAAUUCUCAACUGGUUUCUAGUGAGCACAAAGCGAAGUGAGGACGGCACGAACUCUGCUUGCAACGCCUCCGCGAAAGAAGAAGGAAUGGAAGAAGCUGCGACUCGACGUACUCUGGAGAGCCUCCUGAGUAUGUGUGCGGCCGCCUGCAGCGCAGUGGGCGCCGGGGAAGCGGAACUGGCGAGAAGGAAGAACUCUCCGAAGGCGAACAGGCAUAGUUCGGCCAGUCGUCUUGAAGUAGCAGGAGACCGAUUCGACGCGGGACUCCCAGCCCACGAAGAGGCUCUGCGCGGCCUCGCGUCCGUUUCCAGUCUCCUCGCUCAGACGUAUUCCGCAGGCCGAGACGAGUCUACCACGGCUUCUGACUCGAAGAGAGACGGGAGGGACGCAACGCGCGGCUUCACAUCCUCUCUCGUCUCGCCUGGUCUCCUCGCGGCGUUGCUCCGGAGUUGCGCCUCGGCGUCGGAAAGAGUCACCCUCGCAGUGAAAGGAAGAGACAAGACGUCUGCGGACCUGCGGGUCUCCUCGCUCCAUCGCGCCCUCCUCGAUCUCCUGCACAAGCUGGGGGGCGUUCUCGCCCGCGCGAGCCUCACGAGUUGUCGCCUCGUCGUCGCGCCUCUCGUCCUCUCUGCCAUCCGCGGCUACCUCCCGUCGCUCUUUUCUGCCCUCGACUGUCUUCUCUGUCUCCUGAGGGGCGGCGAGAAGCCGCACGGCACGGAGACGCUUGAGGUCCAGACGCCGAAGCCUCAGGCGUCGGCGAGACUCGCUGAAGAAGACCGACGCGGACGCGAAGUGAAGAAGGAAGUUGUCGGUCUCGUUCAGAUGCUUGUCGAGCCUCUCUGCGCAGCUGCGUUUCAGUGCCUGCGCGAGCAAGAAAAGGAAGGAAACGGUGAAACUGGCGAGGACACUGUUGUUCCCCAUAGCGAGAGAGUUCAGCGCCAGGCUGCAGUCGGAGAACUAGUUGUGGCUCUCGGCGCCGCGCUCGGCAGAGAGGCCCUCGUAGCGGGGUGCCUUGUGAUCUUGGUCAGAUGGGAGGCUGCUUCCCUAAAACGGCAAGAGGACAAGAAGGAACGUGACGAAGCGGCAAGCGCCUCAGAUGAAGCAGAGGAAGCAGAUGAAGCCGAGGACGAGGAAACCCCGCAGCCAGCGGUCGCGACAGAAGGUGAAGGCGACUCAGACGACGAGGUUCUUCUGGACAGAAAAGCGAGAAGAGAACGCAGAAAAAGCGAGCGAUUGGGAUGGGGCAGCCGGCGCGCGCUGCUCGAGCGCCUGAAGGAAAUUCUCGAAGCUGCCUCCGGCCCCGAGAAGCCUGCGUCUUUCGGCAGCCAGCUCCUCGCUCACGCUCAUCUCGCCACCGGAGCGGUCGCCCUGCAGUGCGAAGCGAGAGAACAACUCUUGCCGAAGAACGCCUCACCAGGAAAAGGACCGCAAACCGCAGCAAGCAAAGAACCAGAACAAGACAAGGGAGGAAACGGACUCGCAGUGACAGCAGACGGAGGCCUUCUGUCGCGGAACUUGCCGAGUUGUGUGGCGGAGAGAGUGACUUACGUGCGUCAAGGCUUAUGCGACCCAAAGAGACGCGAAACAUUUGCUUCGGUGCGUUUCUCUUUCUCUGAUGGUUCCGGAUCCGCGGCUGAAGGACAUCCCGCAGAAAUCUACUGCCGGGCGGCGAGCACGGCGGUGCUUCUGGUGUAUGAGCAGCUGAAGAAGGAGGGCCUUCCGAACCUCGAGCGCGUAGGUGCUCUCUCGUCCACCGCAUUUGUUCUCGCCGGCGAGGGCGAAGAAGAAACGCAGGCGACGCAAGAACUCGUCGAGGCGCUCCUCAGUGUCAAGAUUCUGGCGGAGCGGCGCUGGCUGUCGGGCGCGGCGUCUCUCUCUCGUUCUGCAAAGAAGAGAAGAGAAGUCGAAAACGCAAGUGAGGAGACAGAACUUGAACAGCGCGUCUUUGCUGAGGAGGCGAUUCUCAAGCAGCGUGCAGAGCUUCUCUUGGAGAGCAUCAUCAGGGCCCUGUCGCCGCUUGUUGGGUGCAUGCGACUCGCGCUGGGCUGUCUGGGAGUCCGACACUCGUUUUUCGUGAGCUUGGAGUCGGGAGAGGAGCUCCGCAGAAGAUUCGUGGAAGCGAAAGCGGGGAGAGGCGAAGAUCCCCAAGGCGACCUGACGCUCGCCUCGCGUCGCUCCUCACUGACAGAGAGCGACGAAGAAAUUGAAACUUCUGGAGACUCGCAGCCGUCGAUUCACCUGCUUCUCCCGUCCUUCCCCUCUCCUCCUCUCUUCUCUUCGGCCUCUUCGACUUCUCUUCCCGAGACUGCACGCCUCCUGCUCGCGGGGGAGGCAGCGCAUGCAGCGGCGGAGGCUGUCGCCGAGGCCGACAGCUUCGCUCGCGCUCCCCACAUGCAGACAUCGAGCUGCGACUUUGUUUUCUUUUCUCUGCUUUUCCGCGGCCUCGCCAGCCACCUCGACAGCUGCCUCGGCGCUCCAACAGAGAGUGUACUCGCACUCGACGGCGGCAAAAAAAAGCGACGAGACGACUCCCGCAAAGGCACAGAAGACAGACUCUGGACUACCCUGUUCGCUUCUUCUGCGUGGAGUGAGGCGUCCUUGACGGCGCCGUACGCGCUGCUUCUCGCGCUGAUCGCAAAGCGGCUGCUGGACCCCUCAGCUCGCUCUUGUGAUUCGUCUCUGCCUGUGACGGCCGCAGGUGUUUCAGCCUGGCAACUCGUCACGCGUCUCUCCCGCCUCGCCGGGGGGUAUGUGCCUGAGGCCUUCCGAGAUGGUGCGCUUCCGUCUAUUUUAUUGACUCUGAAAAAGGCGUCUGCCCGCAUCCCGUCUCUGGCCCUUGAGCCGUCCUCUGGGGCUGCGCAGGCGAAUCUGCGGAGCCUCGUGGCGCUCGCGACCGCAGCCGCGCGAUCUCUCCUCGCACUCACCCUGACCUCUCAAGGCCGGGCAGGCGAGAAACAUGGCGCGAACAUGGGCCAGAAGACGUCGCGAAGUUUGCAUGCAGCUGCGUUGUUUCUUGCCGACUUCAACACGCUCUUUUUCCGGCUCGCGGGCCUCCUGCGGAAGCUGCUUCCUUCACUCCUUGAUGACGCCGCGCCCCAGGACGGCCGUGAAGCAUGCGCCCGACUGAUGUGGAUCCAGGACGUUCUCAAUCGGCUUCUUCUUGUCCGCGACUCUCGAAUUGCGGAGCUCGCCACUUGCCUCUUGGCUGCGCUUCUCGGUCUCCUCCAGCGGGUUGGAACGGACUUCUUUUUGCCGCAUGCGUCGACGCUCAUUCAUGCCACCCUCCUCAACCCAUUGCUCGUCUCGGCGCUCUCCCAGGAUGCUUCUGAGGCUCUGCCGUCUCCUCGCUUGUCUCUGAAGGCUCUCGCGGCCCCCGAGAAGACGAAAAGCGCGACUGACAGCGGGAAACUUGCCUUGGAUUGCAUGCGCCGACUGGCAGCGCCGCGCGCCUUCUGCGACGCCUCCCUCCAGUUCUACAUGGUCGACGCGAGUGUGGACCUGCCGCGUGUGCGGCGUCUUGCGAGCGAAGUCCUGGAGCAGAGCGCUCGACAGAACUCGGCCUUUGGCUUUUCUUCUUCCAUCUUUGGAAAGCGCGAAAAGGUCGCCCCCCAGCGGCUGGGCCAAAAGGGCCGCAGGGCCUUCGAUGCGGAGACCCCCGACGACGCCGUCUGGAGAGAGCGACCUGCCGUGGACACGAUGCUCUCGGCGCUCGCCGCGGAGCUCGCAACGUCGAUGCGGCUCCAGGCCACCAUCACGCUGCUUCUGCCUUCACUGCAUGGCCUCCUUGGGAAGCAGAAGAAAGCCGUCACUUCUGGCGAAAAGAAGAGGAAGGAGAAGGCGUCGAAAGCAGGCAGCGAGAGGUCGGAAGGCCUUGACAUAGAGGACGAAGACUGUGUCUUCUCGAAGCGCGGCCUCCAGGACUUCCAGGCUUCGCAAGCCAUCAAACUCUUGGGUGCGGUGAUUGGAGCCCAGCCUCAGUCGAGAGCCGACGCCAAGCGCCCCGUCCUCACCAAGCUCAUGGUGCAUCUCGUUCAGCUGUGUCUCUCUCGCGCCGAGGACUCCAGUGCCUGCGCCGCGCGUCUCUUCGACAAAGAGAAGAGAGAAGAGAAGUCAGGGAAGAAGGAAGCAGACGGACGCAUGCUGCAUGCAGAGCGUCUCGCGGAGCAGAUCUUUGGAGGCCAAGUCCACGACGUGCACCGGCAGCUGCUCUGGGGACCCGAGAGCGGAGACAGCCGCGACCUGCUCUCGAACGAUUUUGCCGAUGACGAAGAAGAGCAGAACGCUCGUGACGAGGUGCAGAAGGAGACGAAGAAGCGACUGCGAGACGAGGGCAUGGUUCUCAAAUUCGAGGACGGGGAGAGAGAAGAAUUCUCACAGAAGGCGUCGCUCCAUACCAUUGAACAAAGCGUUCGGUUGCUCCCGCCUGCGGCCUUCGCCCCGGCGUACCUACAUCGCGUCGAAGCCGCGCUCUACUGUGCUUUCCGCAGCUGGAGCCAGAAGCUGAGCAUGCAGCAACUCCAGGCGUUCCUCCAGUCUCUCCUGCGCUCUCUGCGAGGCCCCAAAAGGGCGCUCCUGCAGCCGUCGGCCGAAGAGGAUGAGGCGAGUGACAUCUCCAAGGAAACGGAAGAGACACAUUCCGCUCAAGGCACAGACGACGAGAUCGAGCGAGAGGCUUCGAAGAAGCGGAAGGAGAAGACAGGAGAGAAACGGACAGAGAAAACGCUGACGACGCCUGCGUCGGGCUUCUCCACUAGAGAGAUCUGUGGCACACGGCUCCUCGUUCUCUUCUACACAGCAGCCGUCAGAGACUUCGGAUCUGUCGGAGGCGUGGAAGCGCUCCUCGAGGACUUGCUUGCGGACUUCCAGAGUGCCCUGGCCGCAUGCAGAGAUCAGGCCCUCGCUUUGGUCGACGCCUCCAAGGAGUCGGGUGAGAAGAGAGGAAAGACUGGGAGCGGUUCUCGAGGGCGAGUGCUCGAGUCCAGCGCCACCUGGUUCUGGUUCGAGUUGGGGAUGCCAAUCCUCCUCUCCCUCAUCGCCUCUCUCCGGAGUUGGAAGAAGGACCUCAGCGGUGCUCUGCCUCCGUCGCUGUUCGAGCGUCUGCUUACCUGCGUCCUCGACGCUUCCGAUGUCCUGGCGGUUUUGCCUCGUCUCCACCUUCCUGGAUACUCCUCGCGAGACGAGGAGCGAUUCGGCUCAUACUCGGAUAUGUCAGGCGAGAGCGAGGCGCGGCGCAAACGGGCGCAAGCUCAGCGGCUUUCGAAGCUGUGGUUCUGUGCCCUCCGAUCCCUUGUCACAAGUCUCUUUGAGCAUGCAUUUGGCGACAAAACGCGAGUCGAGGAAUUGAAUUUGAGCUUGCUCGAGAAGGUCCGCAGCUGCGGCAAAGCAAACAUGCACUUUGCCGCCGCGCGGAUUUACCUCCACCUCUGGAAGCGCCUAGGCGUCGCCAUGGUCGAUACACUCAAUGAUUCCCUGCAGACUCUUGUGGAGCUUCUCGAGAGCCCAGACGACGAAGUCGAGAUGGCCACUCGGGAGUGGGUCAAAGCGAUGGAAAAUCUGACUGGAGAGUCGCUUGACGAAAAGCUGAAGGCUUAGGACGAAACGCGGAAACGGGAGAAGAAUUCGAGACGUUGAAAACCUGGUCGAGACUUCGCCGGGAGUAAACGAAAUUCGACCAGGAGAAUGUCAAAACACCAUAUACACAUGGUAGAACGGGAUUUCUAGGUUCGUUUAUGAAAUCCGUUUUUCUGAAAGUAUAGACUACUGGCUUACAUCUUAAAGGUCUUUGUUUGCACUGCGUUGCAGGAGGUCUCAGUUCAGGAACGUGCUGUUUACCCUGUCAUAACGCGCGAGCCUCCAAUUUCUGUCCAGUUUUGAGAAUCCUUCACUGGCAACUCACCACUUUGGUUUUGGAGACUUUGUUGUCUACGUCGGACACGGCGCUUGCCUGAUCUUCAGUGGUAUAAGCGAAUUCAGAUUCAAGCUGUGAGACUGUG
Toxoplasma gondii ME49 is the source of this 12262-nucleotide messenger RNA. RefSeq lists its product as hypothetical. The record is from RefSeq and is a predicted model, not a curated record. The transcript is spliced from 10 exons. The coding region runs from base 645 to 11861 and encodes 3738 amino acids. NCBI's taxonomy places the organism in Eukaryota, Apicomplexa, Conoidasida, Eucoccidiorida, Sarcocystidae. Gene Ontology annotation, biological process: maturation of SSU-rRNA from tricistronic rRNA transcript (SSU-rRNA, 5.8S rRNA, LSU-rRNA); positive regulation of transcription by RNA polymerase I. Gene Ontology annotation, molecular function: snoRNA binding. Gene Ontology annotation, cellular component: small-subunit processome; t-UTP complex; 90S preribosome.